This is a messenger RNA of Dreissena polymorpha, 3426 nucleotides long. Its product is annotated as caprin-2-like. The record is from RefSeq and is a predicted model, not a curated record. Gene Ontology annotation, molecular function: protein binding. The coding region runs from base 101 to 1033 and encodes 310 amino acids. The transcript is spliced from 2 exons. Lineage: Eukaryota; Metazoa; Mollusca; Bivalvia; Myida; Dreissenidae.
UUGUUUUAAAACUUUGUCAACAAAAAUAGAUAAACUAUCUGCCUGAUAUAAAGCAAAGGUUUAAACGUUCUAUUUGUCGAAGUAGGCGUAAAUAACUGAAAUGACGACCAUAUUGACAAUUUCCGCAUGUUGGAUUUUAGUUGUUUUUAUAUACGUUGACGCGGUAACAGAUGACGAUUUUCAAUCAUUGUUUGUCAGGCUUUCUGUGCUCGAACAAAAACAAGCAUUUUUCGAGAAACGAAUUGCUGUGCUUGAAACGGAAAUUAAGUUGUCACAGAAAAGAAUCGCCGACUUAGAAAAAUACAAGACAUUGUCAGAGAGAAGAGUCGCUUCGCUUGAAAGAAAAAAUGAAGCACGGAACAGUAGAAUAGAUGUGUUUGAUGCUGUAAAGAAUAUGUAUGCAAAAACAGCCGCACUUGAAACCAACAACAAUGAAUACGGCAAGACCCUGUUUUACAUGAAAGGCGCCUCGAUUAAAAAUAACAAAAUACAGUCUAACAUAAAAACUGCCGUGCCUGAGAAUGAUUUUGAAGUAUUACCAAACCGUAACGGAGAAACAUAUCCCAGACAGACUGAUCAUAUUGAAAUUGCAAAUAACUCAACUGCAGUAUUACAGUCUGAUCACAGAAGAUUUGCAGUACAAGAGAAUGUGGCAUUUACCGCAAUGAGAGUCCCUAAUCAACAACACAUCGGUAUUAAUCAGGACAUCAUCUUUGAUCGGAUACUUACAAAUGAAGGAGGCGGAUACCAUCCAAAUCACGGUGUUUUUACCGCUCCACAAUCUGGCGUUUACGUUAUCUCAUCGACGAUUUUGACUUGGAUGAAUGGCGAGGUUCAUGCUGCCAUAGUUCAUAAUGGAAACGCUGUCGCUCACAUUUACGGUCACGGAGACAAUGGAAGACACGACCAAGGCAGUCAGACGGUUGUCAUAUGGCUAAAUGUAGGGGAUGAAGUAGCUGUUCAAAAUGUUGAAAACCCAGAUAAUAACAUUUGGGGUGACUUGUAUUCGUCAUUCAGCGGAUAUUUAGUGUAGAUGCAAUAAUCAUGUGAAACCGGUUGUUAACACCUGUAAAAACAUCAGGUUUCCACAUGCUUAUCCAACUGUAUAAGUUACUCUAAAUGUUUUGUCACUUAAAGCCACACACCUUGAAAUGAAAAACAUGGCAUUGUAAAUGUAAGUAUAAAUAAGAACCAUGUUUUAUAUAUGCCAAUUAGAAUAUAUCUGGCCCCGUGUUCACAAAACAUUUUUUGCAAUCGAAAAUCGAUUUUGCUUGUCAUUUAAAAUGGAUUUCCAUUGUAGUUGAUAGGCAAAAAUGAAAAUCGAUUUCAGUUAAAAUCGAUUUUCGAUUGCAAAAUCGUUUUGUGAACACGAGGCCAGGUUGUUAAAAGGUAGAAAUCCGUCUCUUUUGCGCUUUAAAACUUAUAAAAUAAUCGCGUAUGUCGAAAUAGACGUAUACGUCUAGAAAUCCUACUUUCGGUUUAAAAUGCGGAACCGUUUGCAACAAUAAAAAAUUACAUGCUAACUAGGCUAUAGAUUUAAUUUUAUCUAUCUCAAUUACACUAUAUCUGGUGUUAAAAGGUAAAAAUCCGUCUUUUUGCGCUUUAAAACUUAAAAAUAAUCGCGUUUGUCCAAAAUGGACGUAUAAGUUUAGAAAUCCUACUUUCGGUUUUAAAAUUUAAGAAAUUAAUAAAUUACUUGCUAACUAGGCUAUAUAUUAAAUGACCAUUUUGCAAACUUUCAAAUUGCAUCUAUAUGUAUUGAUUAACAUGUACUUCAUUUCAAGGUGUGUGACUUCAAAAAUAUUUGCUUGCGUUUUAAAAUUUGCACACACACGAACGCACGCACGCACACACACACGCACGCUCGCACGCACGCACGCGCACGCACGCACGCACGCGCACGCACGCACGCACGCGCACGCACGCACACACGCACACACACAAACACACGCACACACACGCACACACGCGCACGCACGCACGCACGCGCACGCACGCACGCACACACACACACAAACACACGCACGCGCACACACACACGCACGCGCACGCACGUACACACACAAACGCACGCACACACACACACACGCACACACACACGCAUGCACACACACACACACACAUACUUGUAAAACCUUCCAACCGGGGAAAUGUGUUCUAAACCUACCAACCGGGGACCACCAUUUCCACAUAUUCUAGAAAGCUGAAAGUGAUAAAGAACAGACAAGUUUCGAACCUAAAAUACGAUUUUGACAUAAAAAUUAUGAUAAAUAGGGUAAUAAAUCAAAGAAAAUUUUACAUGCACACCGGGGAAUUAUGUGCGUACCAAAUGAGGAACUGCGAUGUGUGCCAACUGGGGAACGGUGUAUACCGACAGGGGUACUAAGUGCGUACCAACUGUGGAACUUCAAUGUGUACCAACAGGGGAAUGGUGUAUACCAACAGGGGAACUUAGUGCGUUCCAACUGUGGCACUUCAAUGUGUUCCAACUGGGGAACGGUGUAUACCAACAGGGGUACUAUGUGCGUACCAACCGUGGAACUUUAAUGUGUGCCAACAGGGGAAUUGUGUUAACCAAGAGAGGAACUUAAGCGCGCUAUCACCGUGGAACUUCAAUAAUGUCCAACGGGGAAUUUGCGUUUACCAACAGGGGUAAUUGUGUGUAAUUAUGGUACCGUUGUUAAUAGGACAAUGGCGUGCACGUUCAUGGAUAAUAUUUAUGUUAGUACAAAAAUUGAAAAGAAUAUGUAUGAUACAAUAUUUAAAUUAAAUAUGUUUAUCAUAUGACCUUAUAUAAGUUAUACACAAAUGCCUUAUUUGAUUGACUCAAAUAGUAUUCACGUCAAAAUAAGCAUAAGAGACAAAACAAUCAAACAAUACAUUUAUGACUUCAUUAGAUAUAAGCCGACUACAAGCAUGCAAGUGCUGCAAAAUACCAUAACAAUCAUGGUGCAAUUAAUCAACAAAUGAAAACAAUUCGUUCUUAAAACUUAAAAAUAAUGUUAUUUUUUUCAGGCCACGCUAUUUGUCAAACCGAAUGAAGGAGAGGGGGAGGCGGCUUAUUUGUUUAAUUCCUUUUUUCCAUCAGAAAAAAGCAUUCACGAUUUUCACGUACUAUGAAGUUUUUUAUCCUAAAAGAAGAACUGCCCAUAUGCAUGUAGAUUGAGUAGUGUAAAUUAACUUUGUCCUUACUCUGACAUUAUAAAAUAACUCAUGCAUUUAAUCCCCUGAAAUAGGUAAACAUCAGAAAAUUCAUUCACACGCAUGGCAACUUCCACUUCACUUAAAUUGUCUUAAAUACAUUUAUUGCACUUUCAAAAAUAAUAAAAUCUGUAACUUGAAACAAUCAUGAACGUUUCACAACUAAUGUGGCGAGGCCUGAGAAACUAAAUAGUUUAGUAAACUAGCAAAACGACUUGAUAACAA